Pocillopora meandrina is the source of this 1040-nucleotide messenger RNA. The record is from the annotation of a GenBank genome assembly. Lineage: Eukaryota; Metazoa; Cnidaria; Anthozoa; Scleractinia; Pocilloporidae.
AUGGAAAAACAGUUCAAAAUUCAAACUCGUUGGUCUCCGUCAGAUCCACAAUACAGGUCCAGUUUGGUGACUUGUGAGGCUGUAAGAGCAAAACAGACCCUGGAUCUAAUUCUGGUUUCCGGUAGAAGAAGAUGGUUUCUUCUUUCCCUAAAAAAGAAAUACACAGGUAUAAAAAGAUCGAACUACGCGCUCUUGACGUGUACUUUUCUUUGUAAAACUUAAAAAUGUUAAUUGACUUUGUUUACCCAUGUAGCAAGAAAGCUCGUUUUUAAGUUUACGUGCAUGAGAUUGAAUUGGAAUAUGGAGGGUUAGUGUCAGCUGAGGGUCAGGAAAAACUGGCGACCCCUUAGAGCAAAGACGACAACCAAGAACGGACUCAACCCACAUAUCAAUUAAUAACUUAACUUUUUUAUAUAACUGUUUCUGUUAUAGAUGGCCAAGCCCAGGCGAAACGUUUGUGUAAGGGCGUCACCAAAGAGAAUACCAAUCUGCGCAAGCAGUUAAAAGUAUUUAACUCUUCUGUAGACAUCCUCCGGCAACAUGAUUACUCUUCAUUUUCCCCUCUUUCAUGGGAAGAUGUUGGUGACGUCAGCAGUGCCAUCUACUCCAUCAACAUCCCAAACGAAGACGGUGUUCCUGUGUGCAUUAAAAGGUCAGCAGUUGAUGCGCAGAACUUGAUUUCGCGAUGUUGGGAGGAGAUGAAAUAUCAAGACGCUGAAAUGUCUAACACUAUCACUGCAUAUUUCAACCAAUGUCUUGAAAUUGAAGGUCGACUCUCUUCGUUGGCAAGUCACCAUGAAUUUAAAGAUUCUAACAAUCUCAAAGGUCUUUAUUCCAUCCAUACAAAGCAACUGUACGAUGAGCGUGUGCGACUUUUUGGUGCUUGUAAUAUGUUUAAAAAGUUUAUCACACCUUCUCCAGAAGUUAGUAAUUACAUGGUUGACAAUGUCCAGGAAGUCAAUGUACUCGAUUUCUGGAAUGCAGGCGAAGAGUUUGAAAGUGAUGAAGAUGAUGACAAUGAUAGUGAUGUUGAAGUGUGA